Beta vulgaris subsp. vulgaris (sugar beet) is the source of this 2780-nucleotide messenger RNA. RefSeq names its product isoamylase 1, chloroplastic. The transcript has 18 exons. Gene Ontology annotation, biological process: carbohydrate metabolic process. NCBI's taxonomy places the organism in Eukaryota, Viridiplantae, Streptophyta, Magnoliopsida, Caryophyllales, Amaranthaceae. Gene Ontology annotation, molecular function: hydrolase activity, hydrolyzing O-glycosyl compounds. Bases 138 to 2525 code for a protein of 795 amino acids. The record is from RefSeq and is a predicted model, not a curated record.
UAAAAAAGAGCCAUCAACUCAAAAUCUCAAAUGUCUCUUUUCUAGACGAAAAAUCUCUCCACACACCCCAAGAUUAUUACACACACCUCCACAACACUCUACAUUGAACUCCCUCACUCUCACAACUCUGCUAAAAAAUGGAGCUUUCUCACUACACUCCAUUUUCUCUCUCCUCCACUCCCAAAUUCUACAAUCCCCACAAACUUCGUCCCUCAAAUUUCACCCACAUUUCCUCUCAUUUGACUUCAAUCUCAACUGGGUCUCUUUCAAAUUCAAGAACUAAUCGAUUAAUGGUGACUGCAAGAGAAACAAGUACUGAAAUUGACACUGUUGUGAUCUCUAAAUCCCCUGAAACGUCGCUUCUUGAGAUCUCUGAGGGUUAUCCGGCACCGUUUGGAGCCAUUGUUCGUGAUGGUGGAGUUAAUUUUGCUAUAUUUUCUGGGCAUUCUGUUUCUGCUACUCUUUGUUUGAUCACUCUUUCUGACUUGCAGAAGAACAUAAUAACUGAGCAAAUCUCUCUUGAUCCAUUGAUCAAUAAGACAGGAGAUGUAUGGCAUGUGUUUCUGAAGGGGAACUUUAAUAAUAUGCUGUAUGGUUACAAAUUUGAUGGGCCAUUCUUACCAGAAGAAGGACAUUACUAUGAUUCUUCUCGCAUAAUAUUGGACCCUUACGCAAAGGCAGUUAUCAGCAGGGGGGACUAUGGUGAGUUAGGACCUGAAGAUAAUUGUUGGCCUUUAAUGGCUGGCAUGAUUCCAUCUGCUAAUGAUGAGUUUGAUUGGCAAGGAGAUCUACCUCUGAAGCACCCACAAAGAGAACUGAUUAUAUAUGAAAUGCAUGUGCGUGGAUUUACGAAGCAUGAAUCAAGCAGGACUAAUUGCCCGGGUACUUAUGCUGGCAUGAUAGAGAAACUUGACCACUUAAAGGAACUUGGGAUUAAUUGCAUAGAGUUAAUGCCAUGUCACGAGUUUAAUGAGCUAGAGUAUUACAGCUACAACUCUGCUAUGGGUGAUUACAAGAUGAACUUUUGGGGUUAUUCUACUAUCAAUUACUUUUCACCCAUGACAAGAUAUUCGUCUUCUGGAAUACGCAAUUGUGGCCGUGAAGCCAUAAAUGAAUUCAAACUUCUUGUUAGAGAAGCGCAUAAAAGGGGUAUUGAGGUAAUCAUGGAUGUAGUCUUUAAUCACACAGCUGAAGGAAAUCAAAAAGGUCCAACUUUGUCUUUCAGAGGCAUUGAUAACUCCGUUUUCUAUAUGCUUGCACCCAAGGGUGAAUUUUACAAUUAUUCAGGCUGUGGUAAUACUUUCAAUUGCAACCAUCCUGUUGUACGCCAGUUCAUUGUGGACUGCUUAAGAUACUGGGUCACAGAAAUGCAUGUGGAUGGCUUUCGCUUUGAUUUGGCUUCUAUAAUGACUAGGGGCAGCAGUCUCUGGGAUGCUGUUAAUGUUUACGGGAAUGCAACAGAAGGUGACUUGCUUACAACUGGAACUCCUUUGAGCAGCCCUCCACUGCUUGAUAUGAUUAGUAAUGACCCUGUACUGUGUAGAGUAAAGCUCAUUGCAGAAGCAUGGGACUGUGGAGGGCUUUAUCAAGUUGGCGGUUUUCCUCACUGGGGCAUUUGGUCGGAAUGGAAUGGAAAAUAUCGUGAUAUGGUCCGGCUAUUUAUCAAAGGAACGGAUGGAUUUGCUGGCGCUUUUGCUGAAUGCCUUUGUGGUAGCCCUAAUCUGUACAAGGAGGGUGGAAGGAGACCAUGGCAUAGUAUCAACUUUGUCUGCGCACAUGAUGGUUUUACCUUGGCUGACUUAGUAACAUACAAUGAAAAGCAUAAUUUGGCUAAUGGGGAAAACAAUAUGGAUGGGGAGAAUCACAACAACAGCUGGAAUUGUGGGCAGGAGGGUGAAUUCGCCAGCAUUUCUGUGAAGCAAUUGAGGAGGCGACAGAUGCGAAAUUUCUUCCUUUGCCUCAUGGUUUCCCAGGGUGUUCCAAUGAUCUACAUGGGUGAUGAAUACGGUCACACUAAAGGAGGAAACAACAACUCAUAUUGCCAUGAUAACUAUAUUAACUAUUUUAGGUGGGAUAAGAAGGAGGAGGCUACUUCUGAUUUCUUCAGAUUUUGCCGUCUGAUGACCAAGUUCCGAAGUGAAUGCGAGUCACUUGGUUUAAAUGAAUUUCCAACAUCUGAGAGACUGCAAUGGCAUGGCCACAUCCCUGGGCUUCCAGAUUGGUCCGAGACAAGCCGUUUUGUGGCGUUUACUUUGAGAGACUUGGUAAUGGGAGAAAUAUAUGUUGCUUUCAACACCAGCCAUUUGCCAGUCACUGUAACUUUGCCUGAUCGUCCUGGAUACCGAUGGGAGCCUCUGGUAGACACCAGCAAGCCUACACCGUUCGACUUUCUGUCUGAUGAUGUUACGGAGAGAGAGACAGCAAUUGUGCAGUUCCAGCAUUUCCUCGAUGCCAAUAUGUACCCAAUGCUAAGUUAUUCUUCCGUUAUACUGUUGCUGAAGCCUGAUAUCGACCAAAAUGCAUAGAGCAUACACUGUUACCAUACAUAAAAUGUACAGUCUUCGGUAUGUAUUAUAAUAGGUUAGAUCUUGUAGAUUUCUAUAUCUAGAGAAGCAAAUAAUGCUUAGAGGCUGCAAUACAAGUAAUGUAAAGGGGAUGAGUUUAAUGGAUAUUUGUUACUAUUCUAGUUAUUAGAUAUGAUCUCCUGUGUACUUCAAGAACAUCAUGACCUUAUCCCUUCUAUUAACAGAUAAAUCAUAGAUUAUGAGUUUGUUCAUUUU